UUUUUUCAAUCUGAGAGUGGAAACUGCGCUAGUGUGCGUGUUUUGAAACAGAACGGAGUCUGGUUUGUUUUCUUCGCCGUAUUUCUCCUGCUUUUUGCGCUGCUUCUGUCUUUGUUACGCCACUUCCAAAAACAUCCUCCUCCAUCACACCAGAAAAUCGCAUCUGCAACUCUGUCAAGAAUGUUGCUGGCAUGCCAACCGUAGUGUGCGGUGAAAUGGGCUCAGAGGAGCGCACUUCAGUCAUGUCGCAGAAGAUCUCUUUAUCACGCAGCAACAGCAGCUCCUCAUCCAAACAUGACAGUCGGCAGGACAGCUGGGAAAUUGUUGAAGGUCUACGUGGUGGCUUUAGCAGUGUCAUAGAACCGCAGAAACAGGAAAGCUAUGUGCUGAAGAAAAGAAAAUGGCCCCUGAAGGGCUGGCAUAAGAGAUACUUUUCCCUGGACAAGGGCAUCCUGAAGUAUGGCAAGAGCAAUGCUGAUAUUGAGAAGGGGAAGCUUCAUGGCUGCAUUGAUGUGGGGCUCUCCGUUAUGGCCAUUAAGAAGAAAGCCAAGUGUAUCGAUCUUGAUGCUGAGGAGAACAUCUAUCACCUGAAGAUCAAGUCACAGGAGCUGUUUGAUGAAUGGGUGUCCAAGCUACGUCACCACCGGGUCUAUCGGCAAAAUGAGAUUGCCAUGUGUCACAAUGAGAAGUCCUUCCACUUCCCCCACUACCCCUCCCCCACAUCCCCCAGCUUUGCUGACAGCGCUCCAAUUAGAAAGUGCGUGCCUUUACGUCGGCAGUCCACAGUGCAUUCGGCAGGAACUUUGUCUUUCAGCUGCAACAGUCAAGCCAAGGUAACAGCCUGGCUGCAGUCGUCCGACGAAAUGGAUAAGUGCUCCAAAGACUUGUCAGUUUGUGAAGCGUACCUCCUUGAGCUAAGCCACCUUCUUCAGAGCAUGGAGGUCCUCCAUCGUACCUAUUCUGCGCCCUCCAUCCAGGCUCUUCAGGCAUCCACAUUUGACAGCCCUAAGAAGGAAAAGAGGCUUCCGAGGAAGUGGCGCACAAAGAAUUACAACAAAGAUGUCAAAACAACUCUGCAAGUUCCAAGCUGCAUCUCCGGUUCAGUCCGCCUGCAUGCCUCGAACCCCAACCUCUCCACUGCAGCACUUGCCAAUGAUAAAACCGACCAGGAGUGUUUAGAUUCUCCUUUUGAUGUGGCCAAGCUGCAGGAGGACUUCUGCCGUGUCGCAAAUAACUUGCACACCACCAUGAAGUCAGCCCUGAGUUCACUAACGUCAGAGAAGGAGCGAUUAAAGCAAUGUAUGGACCAAGACUCCUGUCCCCCCACUUCCCCGCAGGUGGUGGGUUUGAAGAAUGCGCUGACAACGGCUCUCGCCCAGAACUCAGAGCUGCGUGAGCGUCUGUGCAAGAUUCACGCAGAGUCUCACAUCGUAGAACCAACACUACUCAAUCUCACUGCCUCUGUGCAGAAACAAGAGGAGGCUGCAUGUGAAUCUCGUUCUUUGGUGCAUCAAGAAUCCAAUGAAAGCAGAGCAUCCAUCACAGAGUCGCUGUCUGAGUUUUUUGACGCACAGGAGGUUCUGUUGUCCAAUAGUUCCUCCGAAAAUGAGGUUUCAGAGGAUGACUCGUACAUCAGCGACGUUAGUGACAACAUAUCCAUGGACAACUUCAAUAAUGAAACAGAAAAUAUCAGGCCAAACUCAGCUUCUGAAGAGCACAGUUCAGUCCUGAACCGCCGUAGAUCUCGUCUGCCUUCACCGAGCCCCAGUGGCAGCACCAUCAGCCUGUGGAACAUCCUCAAGAACAACAUCGGCAAAGACCUGUCCAAAGUGGCCAUGCCGGUGCACCUCAACGAGCCGCUUAACACCCUGCAGAGGUUGUGUGAGGAGCUGGAGUACAGUGAACUGCUCGACCAGGCUGCCAGUACACACGAUCCAUUGGAACGCAUGGUUUUCAUUGCUACAUUUGUGGUAUCGGGUUACGCAUCCAGCUUCUACAGAACAGGCGGAAAGCCUUUCAAUCCCGUCCUGGGAGAGACUUAUGAAUGUGAUCGGCCAGAUAAAGGUUUCCAGUUCAUAGCAGAGCAGGUCAGCCAUCAUCCACCAAUCUCAGCUUGCCAUGCUCAGUCUAAAAACUUUAUCUACUGGCAAGAUGUGAGGUGUAAGAACAAGUUUUGGGGGAAAUCGAUGGAGAUUGUGCCUGUAGGCAGUACACACAUUACUCUGCCUGGGUCUGGAGACCAUUACGAGUGGAACAAGGUGACGUCAUGCAUUCACAACAUUCUGAGCGGACAGCGCUGGAUUGAGCAUUACGGCGAGAUCACUAUCAGAAGCUCCAGCAGCGACGCCUUUCAGUGCAAGAUCACGUUUGUUAAGGCCAAAUGGAACUCAAGUGUGAAUGAGGUGGAAGGGAUCAUCACAGAUCAGAAGGGGAAUGUUCUCCGGAGGCUCUUUGGGAAGUGGCACGAAGCAGUUUACUGCGGGGACCCGCCCUCCGCAACAUGCGUCUGGAGAGCAAAUGCCAUGCCACUAGAUCACGAGCAGUACUACGGCUUCACUAAGUUUGCCAUUGAGUUGAACGAGCUGGACACUUCCCUCAAAUCACUGCUGCCACAAACUGACACCAGAUUGCGUGUGGACCAAAGAUUUCUGGAGGAGGGGAAGCUCGAGGCUGCUGAGGAGCAGAAGCAAAAGAUUGAACAGCUGCAGAGAGAAAGACGACGAGUCCUUGAGGAGAGCAACGGCACACAUCAGCCCAAAUUCUUCAGGAAGUCACAGGACGACACGUGGGUGAGCAACGACACUUACUGGGAGUUGAGGAGCAAUCCUGGCUUCGCCCACUUAGAUUUUCCGACAUUAUGGUGACAUGAACUGAAACAUAUUUGCAGCCAGAAUUCCAAUGGAAACAUCCGCAUUCAGCACCACCCUUCUUCUUUAUUGUUAUUGCCUUAACAACAAGUGCUUAUCUAAGUUAUGUAAAUAUGUUAUGCACCCUGAGAAUGUUGAUCGAUAUACAGCGAGUGCAAUUUGGAGUAAUGUGAAAAUGAUGACGAGUUCCACCUCAUUACAAGAUGCUGAUGAACGGGUACCUCACCAAAAUCAUUGAGUGGCACAUCAUCCUGUCAUUUAGACAAUCUCUACCUCAGAGAUACAGUAGCCUUGUUACGCCAUCGAUGAACAUUAACAUUCAAUAUUUAUUCUGCACACGCCUGAUGCCUUAUUGCUGGUGAUUUUAUUUAAUUCUUUUUGUGGCAUAUUUUUAGAUGUUUUUAAAUUUUAUCGUCCGUAUGGUGCUCUGAACAUGAAACAGAUCUGUAUUGAAAGUUCAUUGUUAUUAACCCUUUAUAGACCACUCAUUUAACUCAGUGGCUGCCAUUGACGGCACUAGACUUUCAAUCCAUUUUGACUGGGAGAGGCUGGAGGAAUGAUGCUGCUAACCCUCCCAGUCAAAAUGGAAUGGACAUCUAGCGCCGUCAAUGGCAUCAAAGCAUGAGAAUUCACAGUCAGUCCUCCUAGUUUAAAUGACUUAGACACUAUUGUUGUCAAUGGCAGGCAAUGACUUAAAUCCACACUAGGUAACUUUACAACCGUUAUAAAAUAUUUUCAUAACAUUAAUGAUAAUAUGUCGACUGACAACUAGUUGAACGACACCUCUUUUAUAUCUAGAGGGGGUCUAUAUCACUUUUACCGGCACUAAUUAACUUUGAGUUGGAUGGCAGAAACCCUGCCACACACAAAAAAACUACUAAUGUGCUAACUGCUUUACAUCACUUCCACUUUUCCCCAUUCAUUUGAAAGACGGAAGUUGAUGCGAACGAGUUCGCGCGAAUUCUGCAAAGAUGGCAGAGCAACAAAAGAGACAAAAGUUGUCUCCAAAGGAAAAAAAAAGAGAGGCGAGCAAGAUAAAUAAACAUAAUAAUAAUAAUAAACAUUGGCAGCCCACCCGCUCAACCGAACUCAUCAGCACUAACGAGUUCGGUUGGGGUGGGUGGGGGGCG
Corythoichthys intestinalis (scribbled pipefish) is the source of this 3997-nucleotide messenger RNA. RefSeq names its product oxysterol binding protein-like 3b (gene osbpl3b). The record is from RefSeq and is a predicted model, not a curated record. Gene Ontology annotation, molecular function: cholesterol binding. Gene Ontology annotation, cellular component: intracellular membrane-bounded organelle; cytosol; membrane. Bases 192 to 2864 code for a protein of 890 amino acids. The transcript is spliced from 23 exons. Lineage: Eukaryota; Metazoa; Chordata; Actinopteri; Syngnathiformes; Syngnathidae.